CAAGGGGGUCUGAAUACCCGCUUCGAUUGGUCAGCUGCAGUUCCAUUCAAAUUAUCCGCCUGUUCCUUCAAUCAUGCUUGAUUGUUAUUGUAUUACAUCAUAAGAAUAACUUUCCAACAUGGCGUCGGGUCUAACGGCAGAGAUGAAAUCGGAGGACCUGACAGCCCAUCCUGGAUUCAGCAAUGACAAAUACUCAAUGUUGAUUGUCAUCGGUGCGCUCUAUAGACCGCAUUUACUGGACUAUAUUGUGGUGGAGAUUGAACGAGGUAUCCGUGCAUGGGAUGUGGACCUGACAGUGUGUAAUUUGGAUGAGCAGCUGAAGCUCUUCGUUUCUCACCAUUCUUCUUAUCAAUCCAAAGACAUAAGAGGUCAGAAGACAUUUCAUUUCAGUUCAGAUGUACUGGACAUUAAAGUUGUAGUAAAUCCAUCUGAAGGGUUUCUCUGCUCUGAGGUCCACAGCUUGAUAUCAUCCAUACCUCGACACAAACUGCUGGUGCUCACCGGACAGUCUCUUGAGGACUCCGGGGAUCUGGUCCUGCACACGGGGCAGUUCACUCCAAAUGAUUUCACCCAGGUCUUUUCAGAUGAAGAGAUUCAAGAUCUGUUAAAUUCUGUUAGCAUACAUGGCAAAGCAAACUUUACGUUAAGCUGCCCUAAAACUGGAAAAUGGAAAAACUCUGUGUUAGGGAAGCACAACAUACACAACAUUAUUGACAUUAAGGUGAAUCCUCUAAUGAUACUACCCAAAAUGGGGGGCCUUCAGGAGUUCAUGGACCACCUUUUUGAGUCCUCCGAGCCACAGUCUCCAUUUGACCUCUUAGAGCCUCCUGGCACAGUGGGAUUUCUCAAGCUAUGCCGUCCGUGCUGUUAUGCCUUUCCAGGAGGGAGAGGCGACUGUGCUUUUUUUGCUGUCAAUGGCUUCAAUGUUUUGGUCAAUGGUGGAGCAGAUCCACGCUCUUGCUUCUGGAAGCUCGUCAGGCAUUUGGACCGUGUUGACUCAGUGUUGCUUACACAUGUUGGAACAGACAACCUGCCGGGAGUUAACAGCCUGUUAGAGAGGAAGGUCACAGAGCUUGAGGAAAAUAAAACUGGCUCACAGGAAAAGGAGCAAUGGGUGAAGAAUCUAAUCUCUCCAGAGCUUGGUGUGGUAUUCCUCAAUGCCCCAAAUAGACUUAAAAAACUUCAGGGUGAUCCUAAUGUACUACGAAGCAGUGAUCUAGCAGCACUCAUGUUACAGCAUUUGGAAAAACUAAAGAUCUCACCAGAACCACUUUUACGCAAUUCAAGUGGCCCCAUAGAACCAGUAAUUCUGUUCCAGAAAAUGGGAGUGGGAUGUCUUGAACUUUACAUCUUAAAUCCAGUCAAACGUAGCAAAGAGGUAGAGUCUUUCAUGAAUAGCUGGCCAGAUAAUAGUUCCAAAUCCAAGAGUUUAGAUGGCCACCUAACUUCUUUGGUCUCUAUAUGUGCUUUGCUUGUUUGGCAUCCUGCUAACCCAGUGGAGAAAAUCAUUAGAGUUCUCUUCCCUGGCUCUACACCACAAGGAAAGAUAAUGGAUGGUCUAGAGAGACUUAAGCAUCUAGAGUUUCUCCAGCGGCCUGUAGUGUGCUCCAAAGAUUUUGAAACAUCAGAAAAGAAUCCAAAAGUUGCAGAGAGUCAGGAUAGUCCCAAAUCUGGUAAAAAUGAAUCCAGACCAAGCAAUGGUGCUUCAAAGGACCGAGCUCUUCGUGGAGAUCUAGAACCAAAAGACAAAAUCAAAGGCAUAAAUGGGAAUGAUCCAAAAAGUGAAGAAAAGUUGAAAUCUGUAGAAAGCAUUGUGAAACAUAAACCCUCAAGUCUAGUUACAAGAAAGGAGUCUUUUAAGGACAGGAGCAAUGAAAAAACAAACAUAUCAGACUCAAAGAAACUAGAAAAUGGACAGAGAAAAAUAUCAAGUAGCAAGGAUUCUUCGAUGAGAAGACCAAAGUUAGAUAGCAAAACUGAAAAGGGAAAGUCUCUUGGGAAAGAUACCAAGAAAACCUUCACUGGAUUACUGAACUCAAACAAGCCUGGAAAUGUAAAAAAUGAAGCAAAAUUGAACAAAGAGGCAGAAGACAAAUCCAAAAACUUCAAAUCUAACAAGGAGCAGCAAAACCAGAAGUUGUCAACAGACUCUGAAGAAGUAAAUCGCUCUUCACCAGAAGAUAUGACAGCAGCAUUUCUGGAAAUGGAUCAAGAGCAACAUGAAUUACUUGUGAAGAGGCAAACUGUUGACUCUGGGAACCUGAAAAAUGUCUCGAUGGGUAGUGUGCAGUCUCAGUGUACCAGCAUAGCAAACCCUAGCAAGGCUGCAGCAUCUGCAGGACCAUCUGUCAAAAUAAAAAAUGAGCACUGUUUGAAUCUAGACCUCACUCCAACUGAAAAUACUUUGCUUGAUGGGGAUUUGAAAGAAAAUAUUUUAACAAUUGGGCAGGAGGAAAUUUGUGUCAGUCCUGAUGAAAAGACGUUAGCGCUAACAUCUCCUAGAUCAGGUCCAAAUAGUGCUGGUCAUACUCCUUAUCACUUGUCACCUGAAGAGACCUGGGCCUCAAAAGAUCAUAGUAGUUUUGGGGUUAAGAUGUGUCUUGGUUCAGAGAGCCAGCAAAUGGGAUUAUCAAAGUUAGUAGAGUCCGGAUGCCCUAAAAGUAACCAAGAGAGCAUUUCAACUUCCUCCAAAGAGAAGCAUUCUAGCUUCCUGUCUCUUAGCUCUUUCAAGGAUAUAAUGCCUGAUAUAUCUUCCACUUUUACCACCACUCACUCAAUGCCUGCGGAAGUAAGUUCACCGCUAUCCACUGAGGUUGAUGAAUCAUUUUCAAUGUCUUUUGAACAAGUGCUGCCAACAGUGAGUGAGUCCAGCGAAGCAUCCUAUUCCAGUGGACACCAUGUCAAUUCUGAUUUUAAAGUAGGGAUGUCUUUGUCUUUAAAGAAGCCUCACACCCAGAGUGGACCUCGCGAUUGCCAAGAAGGGUGUCCUUCUGGACCUCAGGGUCUCUUGCUUGAUACUACCCAUGAUGUUGACCUCUGCUUGGUUUCUCCAUGUGAGUUUAAACAUUUCAAACCGGUUGUUGAUCAAGAGGAUCCACUCACACUGGGUGUUAUUAACACCAUCCCAUUGAACCUUUCUGAUGAUAGUGACCACUCCCAAGAUGCAACUAAGUCCCUUCCACCUUCAUGUUCAGGUAACAAGGCCACUCAUCUAGUUCAGGAGACCCUUGUCACUUCUAGCAGUGACUAUUUCCCAAUCGCAACAGACUCAGAUGUACAUCCGGGUGUAGAGGAUUGCCCAUCCAUUACAGCAGAUGGACUUCUGGAUUCUGAUGAAGAAGGUGGAGUCCACCUGCAAACAGAAAACCUAAACGAUGGUUUGAAUUCUUACAGAGGUAAUCAUUCUUUGCCAAAAGAUCCCCCACCUGCACCUGUGAAAGACUCACCUCCACUUCCACCUCAGCCUGGUGCCUGUAUGCCUGAUCGUGUUAUUGGUGUAAAGCCUGGUGCAACAAAAGGCAGAAAAGCAGCAGGAGUUACGCAGAGGUUAACAUCUUCUAGUGUUUCAACACAAGGCACCAAAACCAGAGCUGGAAGUCAGGGUACUUCUGUUAGUGGCUCGAGAAGCAGCUCAGCAGGAGAAAUAAUGGCUAGUCGUAGCACAGGCUCUACUUCUAAAAGAUCCACAACAGCAGGUAGCAAGGUUGGCACUUCUGUAUACUUGGACCUGGCUUACCUUCCAUCGAGCCAUGCAGUUUCCACUGUUGAUGUUGAGUUUUUUGGCCGCUUGCGAUCAUCGUGUUACAUAAUAAGUGGGGAUGACACACUCAAGGAAGGCCUGAUGAGGUCCAUUCUGGACGCAUUAUUAGAGGGAAAAUCUGUAUGGCCUGAGGAUGUGCCGGUGACCCUGAUUCCCACAUUUGAAUCAAUGAUGAUGCAUGAGUGGUACCGGGAAACCCAAGAAAAACAACGGCAACUGGGAAUUACAGUCCUAGGCAGCAACAGCACUGUGGCUAUGCAGGAGGAGACAUUCCCUGCUUGUAAAGUAGAGUUCUGCUAGAUUAAAAGUAAAGACACGUUUUCCAUUUGUGUAUCCCAUGCUUAAAGUCACACAUGAACAUUUUUACCACUUGUAUGUUCUUGGCAAAUGUUUUAUCAAACUACAUAUAUAUUGUGUUCGUGAAAGAUUCCUUAGCAGGCAGCUGAGGCCUAAAAUACACAGUGAAAUCACAAGUAUUAAAUCAACACCCUCUAGGAGUAUAACUGUACUGGUUUAUUAUUAAGAAGAGUAUUUACUAGAUUCCCAUUUUGCAAAAAUAGUUGAAAUUAAAUAAUGCAAACUUUAACAUCGCCCAGAGUUCAAAUCUAAGGAUAUUAUGUCACAUUCAAACUGUGCAUGAAGACCAUUACAAACAUUUAUUAAGACAGACAAAUUACACAUAUUAGCAGUGCCAGUGGAGGCUAGAUUAAGGAUGUCACAGAUAUUUCUAUUUCAAUUGUCCAUACAGAUCAGAUCACAAAACGAUUACAAAGAGACCUAUUUUUAUACUUUGAGAUUUUUUGUUUUGUUUUGGGUUGCUCUUAAAGUCCCUUUGAUUGUUUGGGGACCAGCAGCUUCACACUGUCACAAAUAUUGCAUGAAUGCACUGCACUAUAAUAGAAUAUCACUAUGAAGUCUGUAGAAAUAUGAUGGCAUGUAACUGAUAUUUUAAUUCAUCCCAUUUGUAAGUGGUAGAAGUGCCAACUCCUUGACACCAAGUAUACAGUAACUUGUAACUGCAGUACAGAUGCUCUGAUAUCUACCAUAUGCCUUAAUGUGUUUCUGUUAAAUACUGACUGCUGUAGGGCAUAAUGGCCUUUAUUAAUUUUUUUUAGAUGCAUUUCCUUAAUUCUGCACUGUAAAGAGAAUGUCUGGUAAGUUUGUGGGGCACAAAAUAAUUUUAAAUCCAUGAACUGCUACACUCACACAAAAAGGAAAGUGUGUUUACAUAUAUGUAAUAUGAAUUAUAUGAAUUAAAACAUUCAAAUGUUAUUAUAAAUAA
Molecule: messenger RNA, 5042 nt
Organism: Cyprinus carpio (common carp)
Lineage: Eukaryota; Metazoa; Chordata; Actinopteri; Cypriniformes; Cyprinidae
Product: microtubule-associated protein 1S-like
Biological process (GO): axonogenesis; regulation of microtubule depolymerization; microtubule cytoskeleton organization
Cellular component (GO): cytosol; synapse; microtubule
Molecular function (GO): actin binding; microtubule binding
Source: RefSeq, a predicted model, not a curated record